Phoenix dactylifera (date palm) is the source of this 336-nucleotide messenger RNA. Lineage: Eukaryota; Viridiplantae; Streptophyta; Magnoliopsida; Arecales; Arecaceae. The record is from RefSeq and is a predicted model, not a curated record.
AUGGCUCGCUUGAUGCUCUUUCUAUUGGUAGUGGCUGAUAUCUUUGCCACUGUUGCAAUGGCUCGGCCUUCUCCGGUGGUAGUCCGAGCUGAUGCCGUCGAGCUCAUUGGCUCCUCUGCGGCCAAGCCCCCUUCCUCCAGUUUGUCUCCAAAUGAUUCAGAGGUAGUACUUGCGGGUGCGCCGGAGAAUUUACAAAAUCGGAAGUGCCGCAGUGCAUUUGAUAAGUCGAUUGCUGGUGGAGAAAUUAUACUUGCUGGGCUUGCAACUGCAAUUUUUGCCGCGGUUUUCUGCUAUAUUCGUGUCACUAGGCAAAGAGUUGAAGUGAGUAAAUACUGA